Molecule: messenger RNA, 852 nt
Organism: Spinacia oleracea (spinach)
Lineage: Eukaryota; Viridiplantae; Streptophyta; Magnoliopsida; Caryophyllales; Amaranthaceae
Product: 17.8 kDa class I heat shock protein
Exons: 1
Coding region: 146-631 (161 amino acids)
Source: RefSeq, a predicted model, not a curated record
ACGAACUAGAACUCUCUGUUUAUCAUUAUAAAUACCUCUUAAGAUUUCAAUCUCGUCAUCAAAAAACAGAGAGAUCAUCAAUCCUCAAAAGAAAAACAUCUGCAAUUCUAAACUCAGAAAACCAAAACCAAAAAUCAUUUCAACAAUGUCGCUAAUUCCAAGCUUUUUCGGAAACCGACGAAGCAACGUCUUCGACCCAUUCUCACUUGAUAUAUUUGAUCCCUUUCAAGGAUUUCCCUUCAACACCCCUUCUCAGUCUCUCUCCUCCACCGGUGGAGACACCGCUGCGUUUGUGAACACUCGAAUUGACUGGAAAGAGACCCCGGAGGCCCAUGUUUUCAAGGCGGAUUUACCUGGGUUGAAGAAAGAGGAGGUAAAGGUUGAGGUUGAAGAUGGAAAGGUGCUUCAGAUCAGCGGGGAGAGAAACAGAGAGCAGGAGGAGAAGAAUGACAAGUGGCACCGUGUUGAGAGGAGUUCUGGAAAGUUCUUAAGGAGGUUCAGGCUGCCGGAAAAUGCAAAGAUGGAGGAGAUUAAGGCGAAUAUGGAGAAUGGUGUUCUUACUGUCACUGUGCCUAAAAUGGAGGAGAAGAAGCCUGAGGUCAAGUCCAUUGAUAUCUCUUCUGCUGCCUAAGCCUAAUUCCAAGUUUUCAAAUGAUAGAGUGCCUUUGUUCAAGGAUGUUGUUUAUGUGUGAUUUUUUUUUUUUUGGUUCUACUGCAGGAAUUUUCACGGCCUUUGGCGAGUGGACUAAUUUUUCGCGGGAGUUCAUGUGUGAUAUUAUCAUGUGUAAAAGUGUAUUUGUAUAAUGUAAUGAGUUAACUAAUGAAGAAAUAAAAGUUUUUUUCUUUUGUUAA